AUGGUUUCUAAAUCUCAAAGUAAGGAGGCUCAAGUAUCAAAAGCUCAAAGCAAGGACCUUGCAGUUUUAAAGGCUCAAAUGAAUGAAGACAAAGCAGUUCAAAGAAAAACGUCAAAGAAGAUGAGAUUUACUUCAACUGCCGAGAAAGACCCUAAUAGCUCAACGACAUUUGAUGAGGAGCCAAAGUCAACACGUGGUAUGAACACAAUGAGCCGUGUUGUGAAGAGGAAAAUCCAAAAGAUUAAACCCGUAGUUGAGUACAAUAAAAGAGGCAGACCACAUGGCAAGGCUGUUGUUGAGAUGCAAUCGUAUAUUGGUGUUUUGGCACGCACCAGAGUCCCUCUUGUGGACAAGAAAUGGACUGAUUUGGGAAGUUGUUCAAAUGGCUUAUGUUGUUGGGCAAUGGAGCAAGAAGAUGGUGCUAUCGUUUGCCGCCAAGAAAUGGAAGGAUUUCAAGUCUACCUUAACAAAUGA
This is a messenger RNA of Prunus armeniaca (apricot), 474 nucleotides long. The record is from the annotation of a GenBank genome assembly. Lineage: Eukaryota; Viridiplantae; Streptophyta; Magnoliopsida; Rosales; Rosaceae.